This is a messenger RNA of Pipra filicauda (Wire-tailed manakin), 381 nucleotides long. RefSeq names its product class II histocompatibility antigen, B-L beta chain-like. Gene Ontology annotation, cellular component: membrane; MHC class II protein complex. The annotation marks the transcript as partial. The transcript has 3 exons. Gene Ontology annotation, biological process: peptide antigen assembly with MHC class II protein complex; immunoglobulin production involved in immunoglobulin-mediated immune response; antigen processing and presentation of exogenous peptide antigen via MHC class II. Lineage: Eukaryota; Metazoa; Chordata; Aves; Passeriformes; Pipridae. The record is from RefSeq and is a predicted model, not a curated record. Gene Ontology annotation, molecular function: MHC class II protein complex binding.
AUGGUUUUGGAAACUGGCAACGGGGACUGGACCUACCAGGUGCUGGGGAUGCUGGAAAUCCCCCCCCGGUGCCGGGUGGAGCACGUCAGCCUGGAGCACCCCCUCAGCCAGGACUGGGGGGUGUUCCAGAGGAUGUUCAAGGCUGAGUGUCACUUCAUCAACGGCACCGAGCGGGUGAGGUACAUGGAGAGGCACAUCUACAACCGGGAACAGCAACUGCAAUUCGACAGCGAUUUGGGGGUCUAUGUGGGGGACACCCCAUUUGGGGAGAUCCAGACCAGGUACUUGAACAGUCUCCCAGGAAGCCUGGAGUACGCACGGUCUGCUGUGGACACGUACUGCCGGCCCUACUACGAACUUGAUACCCCGUUCAGCAUGGAG